GUUAGGUUGCUGGUGACGUGCAGUAGCCGCACUUAGCAGAGUUGGGGCGUGGUGCGAGCGCAAGGUUCCUGCUUUAAAACUUAAACCCAUCGAAGAACAACGGCACUAUUCACUUUCUGACCGGAGUGCACAUAGUCGGGAAACUGGACUUACUUGAGUGUGAAUUAAGCCUUCAGCGCAAUGGCGUGUUUUAAGCGCUGUCUUUGUGUCUUUCUCACCCUCCCGGGGGUACUGCAAUGGACCGGGGUCUCAGGGUUCAACCUUGAUACCGAGAAUGCCUUCAAAAAAGUCGGUGAACCUGACAGCCUCUUUGGAUUUUCUCUUGCCAUGCAUAGGCAACUAAAGCCCUCCGAUAAAAGAAUGCUGCUGAUUGGGGCCCCUCGUGCCAAGGCGCUGAACAGCAGAGAGGUCAAUAUCACGGGAGGACUGUAUAGCUGUGAGGUCACUCCUCAGGCCAAUGACUGCAAGCGGGUCAUUUUCGACAAUGAUUAUAACCCUGCAGUGGAGGGAAAGGAGAACCAGUGGAUGGGGGUGGUAGUGCAGAGUCAGGGACCGGGGGGAAAGAUCUUGACCUGUGCCCAUCGCUACCAAAGACGGCAGUCUCGCGAGUCCUGGGACGUCACAGGCCGCUGCUACGUCUUAAGCCAAGACCUAACCGUCAACCCCAAAGCCGACGAGGAUGGUGGCAGCUGGAAGUUCUGUGAUGGCCGUCCUCGGACCCAUGAGAUGUUUGGGUACUGUCAACAGGGUCUGUCUGCCACCUUCACAAAAGACUACCACUACCUGGUUUUUGGAGCACCUGGGGCCUACAAUUGGAAAGGAAUUGUCCGGGCGGAGCAGAGGAACAGCACUCUGGUGGAAAUGAACAUUUAUGAAGAUGGGCCUUACGAAGUUGGCGAUGAGGACACCUUUAACCCUUCACUGGUGCCCGUGCCUCCCAACAGUUAUUUAGGAUUUUCUUUGGACUCCGGCCACAACAUUACCAAAAAGGGCCAUCUGACUAUCGUGGCUGGAGCACCAAGAGCCCACCACAGUGGGGCUGUGGUCUUGCUGAAGAAGUCCGAACAGUCUGUGAAGAUGCUUUCGGAAGAGGUCAUUCUUGAGGGACAGGGAUUGGCAUCCUCCUUUGGCUAUGACGUAGCCGUCCUCGAUCUUAAUGGAGAUACGUGGCAAGAUAUCGUAGUUGGGGCACCUCAGUAUUUUGUUAAAGAUGGAGAGAUUGGUGGAGCAGUUUACGUGUACAUCAACCGAGCGGGUAACUGGAACCAAGUCAAGCCCAUUCUUCUGACGGGGCCCAAAGACUCGAUGUUCGGCCUCGCAGUUGAAAACAUUGGGGACCUCAAUCAGGACUCCUACGGAGACUUUGCAGUGGGAGCCCCUUACGAGAUGAACGGUGCAGGAAGGGUGUACAUCUACCACGGCUCGGCCAACGGUAUCAACACUAGGCCAGCACAGAUUCUUCAAACGAAUGAUAAGAAUAUCAAAUUAUUUGGAUACUCUCUUGCUGGAAACAUGGACUUGGAUAGUAAUUCCUAUCCUGACAUUGCUGUUGGAUCUCUGUCAGAUGCAGUGUUUGUUUACAGGGCAAAGCCAAUCAUAAACAUCGAAAAGAGUGUCAAGACGUCACCAACUUUAAUCGACCUGCAGAACAGAAACUGUGGUAACAGUAUAUGCAUGACAGUUGAAGCCUGCUUCAAGUAUACAGCACAGCCAAAGUCCUACAACCCCAAACUGACUAUUGGGUACUUGUUUGAGGCUGAGUCAGAGAGGAGGAAGCUUAACCUGCCAUCUAGAGUCACGUUCAUGACUAAGUCGAACACGGACUCGGAUUUCCAAUCGAGUGGAACCCUGGAGCUGCCUGGGCAGGAUAUAGCGGAGUGUGUCAAGGUCCAACUCAAGUUGAAGGACAACUUCGAGGACAAGCUGAGGAGCAUUCCCAUCGACGUAUCCGUGUCCAUCAAGAGUUCCAAACGCAGGAGGAGGGACACCAUCCUGCCAACACUGCUUCCAAUACUCAACGCCAAUGAGCCCAGCAAGUCCGUCUCCCAGAUAAAAUUUUUGAAGGAAGGGUGUGGACCUGACAACAUUUGUCAGAGCAACCUAGAAAUGAAGUACAAGUUUGUCUACAAAGAACCCAACCAAGAUGUUUUUCGUGACAUGCCAACAAAGGACGGCGUACCUGAGUUGUUGCUCAGUGACCAGAAAGACGUUGCUCUAGAAAUCAAUGUGCAAAAUAAGAAUGGGGAUGACGCCUAUGAAACUAAACUGCAGGCUGUGAUACCCAACUAUCUGUCCUACUCCAAGAGCUUAAUAAAGAUGGAGGAGCAACAAGCUUUCUGUAAUGCCAAUAAGAAUGGCUCGAAGGUAGAAUGCAUUCUCGGGAAUCCGUUCAAGAAGAAUUCAGAAGUUACAAUAUACUUCAUACUGAAUACGGCUGGUGUGACUUUAGACACCAAUGACAUAGAAGUUGAUCUCAAGCUUGAAACGACGAGUGAGCAGGCAAAUCUAACGACCGUGAAAGCAAAGGCGAAGGUGGUCAUUGAACUUCUCUUGUCAGUCUCGGGACUAGCCAAGCCGUCACAAGUCUAUUUUGGAGGGGAGGUGAAAGGAGAAAGCUACAUGGCAACAGAGGAUGACAUUGGCAGCUUGAUUGAAUAUCAGUUCAGGAUCAUGAACCUGGGCAGACCGCUGAAGUCCUUUGGCACAGCCUACCUGAACUUCCAGUGGCCAAAAGAGACCGCAGAAGGAAAAUGGAUCCUGUACCUGAUGAAAAUAAACACUGAUAGGCAGGAAAAAAUCAUCUGCAGUCCCCAUUCUGAAAUCAAUCCUCUGAAAUACAUUAAGGAAUCCUCUAAAUCAAGAAGCAAACGUGCGGCUGAAGAAGAACAAUCAGAAAGCAGAUUCUCCCCUUUCAAAGCGAAAAGGAAAUACGAAAUUCUGAUGUGCGGCAAAGGGGUGACCUGUGUGGAGAUCCGGUGCCCCCUGCAGGACUUAGACAGUAAUGCAGUCAUUGUCAUGCGGUCCCGGCUUUGGAACAGCACUUUCCUUGAGGAAUUCUCCGACCUGAACUAUCUUGACAUCAUCGUGAAAGCCUCUCUCCAGCUCGAUGUGUCCAAACAGAACACUCUUCUCCCAAACGCUGAGACACAGGUGAAAGUCACUGUCUUCCCAGAGAAGAAGGUGGCCAGGUACAGUGGAGUACCUUGGUGGGUCAUCCUGGUGGCCAUUUUGGCUGGAAUCCUGAUACUCUCUCUGCUGGUGUUUCUGCUCUGGAAGUGUGGAUUUUUUAAGCGUUCCAGGUACAUCGACAUUCCGAAAUAUUCAGCGGUACGGAUAAAAAGAACAGAACAAAGCCCUGGAACCCCAGAGAAAAAACAAUGGAUGACUACGUGGAAAGAGAAUGAGAGUUACUCUUAAGCCGAUUGGACCAUGGAAAAGUUCUCUCGUUUCUAAUUGGCUCCAGUUACUGGAGCCAGAGACUCAGUCACAGCCAGCCAGGGGCUGUUUUGCACCACCAAAGUAUUUGACUGUAUAUAUUGAGACAUCUCCGAUUUACUAUAGACAAACCCACAAUACUUCCAGAGGUCAAUUUCAGAGGACUCAACACUUGCACAAUAACAAUGACUGUAAAAGAAAGUAAAGAUUUAGGUCUAUUUUUUUGUAUAACAAUUCAAAAUAUUGUCACUAAAGUGUACACUAGGAUUUCUGUCUUUCAGUGCGUUUUGGUAAAGCUUUUCAGUCGUCAGUUUUUAAAUGUAUGGGAUGAAUGAUUUGUAGGAUUUGUAUAUAUUUAAAUAUUUUUGGAGAAUGUGUAUUUAUUUUCUCAGACUUCAUUCUGUGGAUGUUCCUAAGACCAAAGAAACUUGUGUUUUAUCUUCUGAGGACUUUCAGGAAGACAAAGAAAAUAGGUUUCAAUAGACAUGUCUGCUGGGUUGUUGCUGACCAAGAUUUAAUGUCAGAUAUAAAAACUAGUCUGAAUGGAUGUAAAUAUUUCCUUGAGUAAUUUUUCUGGGAUGCACUAAUAUAGUGCAUAAAAACAUUUUUAAUAGUUAUUUUUAUCUGUUAUUGGUGUGGGGUGGCACAGUGGUUCAGUGGCUAGUAAUGCAGUCUCACACCUCCAAGGAUGUGGUUGAUUGCCCAACAGUUUGUGUAGUUUGCAGGUUCUCCCCAUGUUCAUGCAGUUAGCUGAAUUGGCAUCUGAUCUACCUGUAGGGUGUGUGAGUGUAAGCCCUGUGAUGGACUGCCAUUCUGUCCAGGGAAUCUCCUGUCUUGUGUCUAUUACUUGGAUAGAUGUUACAUUUCGGUUUCAGUUGGAGGAAAUUCAUUCCUUAAAACAGACAUUUUUAAAUGUAUUAUGUUUGCAUAUUUAGAUAUUCACACUGCUUACAGAGGAAUUCUGCUCUACCGCUGUAGCUCUCAUCUCUGGGUACGAUGUUUACAACAUGGAACCAAUUUGCAUGUAUAAAGCUGCUUGUUAUUAUUUUUUUAAUCAAUUUUUAAAGGCUUUUAAGCAAAAAAAUAAUAAUUUUACUUUGGGUUAUUAUUUGAGCAAACAGCUUUCAGCAUAGAUCACCUACAAAAUGCUCCCAGAGUAUAAAAAAAAGCUGACACCUUGCAUAGAUCCAGAAAAGAGCAAACAGCCAGCAAACAGUUACAUCACUUUUUUAUUCAUCUUUAAUAUUUUUACACUCUUUGGAAGUAACUAGUUAUGCAAUAUCGAUGUUAACUUACUGUGUUUAUUAACUCUCAUCUGGUUGGACUGAUAUCCUUAGUCUGAGUGCAAUUUGAAAGGCUACAACAAUCGAAACAUUGAUAUAUUUUCUGAUGGAGGACACAUGAAAGGGAAAGAAAGUCACAUAGUACAGCUUCACAAAAGCCCCACAUUGUCACGAAUGUCACAAAAACAUAGUUACACCUGUCAAGCCAUUUGUUUGUUUAAUUGUUCGAAUGUAUGAAGGGCUGCCACUGAUGCAUGUAAUGGACACAUUUCCUACAGAACCUCUUGAGAACAGCUGUGGAUUUUUAAAAGAAACUUAAUAAAGGAACAAAAUGCUU
This is a messenger RNA of Paramormyrops kingsleyae, 5055 nucleotides long. RefSeq names its product integrin alpha-6-like. Lineage: Eukaryota; Metazoa; Chordata; Actinopteri; Osteoglossiformes; Mormyridae. Gene Ontology annotation, molecular function: integrin binding. The record is from RefSeq and is a predicted model, not a curated record. Gene Ontology annotation, cellular component: integrin complex; external side of plasma membrane. Gene Ontology annotation, biological process: cell-cell adhesion; leukocyte migration; cell-matrix adhesion.